AUCUCCAGCUAAGACAUUUUCCUUUUGAAGACUUAAAAAAAAAAUACUGAAGGCAUCAAAGAAUUAUGAAAAUCACAUUUUUAUUUUCCGCGUGGUUCUUACUGGAUCUUUUUGCGUGCUGUCAUGCUUAUCCACAAUAUUCCUUGCCUGACAUAGAAGAUGCAAAGUUCAUUGAAGACUGUGUGAGAGGGCACAACACGUUUCGAUCCAAAGUGAAUCCACCAGCCAGCAAUAUGUUUCGCAUGUCCUGGGACGCUGCUUUAGCUAAGACUGCCAAAGCGUGGGCAAAGAAGUGCAAGUUUAAGCAUAAUACCUACCUUAAAAUGUCGGGGAAAGUGCACCCCACCUUUACUCCUGUUGGAGAAAACAUCUGGACUGGCACAGCCACCAUCUUCUCUGUGGAUGCAGCUCUCAGAGCCUGGUUUGAUGAAGUCAGCAGCUACGAUUUCAACACCAAUAGCUGUACUGACAUGUGUGGCCACUACACCCAGGUCGUUUGGGCAGAGAGUUACAAAGUUGGCUGUGCAGUUCACUUCUGCAAUACAGUUGAAAAUUUUCCAGGACUCACCAAAGCAGCACAUUUUAUUUGUGACUAUGGGCCAGCGGGGAAUUACCCAAGAAAACCAUACAAAGCAGGACUACCAUGCAGCGGAUGCAGUAAUGAGAAGUGCAUAGACAAGCUCUGUGAAAAUACAGAACGUGAGAAGCUGAUAAAUUAUGCCUACUGGUAUCCAGACUGGGAUACACAGCCCCAGCCACCACGUCCCCGUCCCCCCCGGCCUCCCACGCCACCGUACAUCCCGCCUGCUAAGCAUCCACAGCCUCCGCGUCCUUCUUGUGACCAAUACUGUGUCAGUGUUUCAAUUUUAAGGCCACUGUUUUUGGUACUGAGUGUUGGUGCUGUGCUUUUAGUACAACAGUGGUUCCCACAUGCAUUUUUUUAUGAGUAA
Molecule: messenger RNA, 950 nt
Organism: Tauraco erythrolophus (red-crested turaco)
Lineage: Eukaryota; Metazoa; Chordata; Aves; Musophagiformes; Musophagidae
Product: glioma pathogenesis-related protein 1
Cellular component (GO): extracellular region
Source: RefSeq, a predicted model, not a curated record